Molecule: messenger RNA, 1305 nt
Organism: Lachancea meyersii CBS 8951
Lineage: Eukaryota; Fungi; Ascomycota; Saccharomycetes; Saccharomycetales; Saccharomycetaceae
Source: the annotation of a GenBank genome assembly
AUGGCUAACAAAGGACGUCCUAAGAAGGUGAAAGCACCGUACCGUAAGUACGUAGCGGGCCAAGGUUUCGUACACACGCGAGGUUUUACCUCGAAUCCCGCAGAAGAAGAGAGACAUAUUGAAGCAAAUGGCGAUAUCUUUCGCACGCCACAAGGCACUUAUUACUAUGACUUAGAAACGGAAUCGGUGAUUCAGCUAGAAGCAGCGCCAUCAGCUUUAUUGUCCAAUUCAGAUCGUCAUUCCAGAAUAGAACGUAGCGGGGAAGCUGUGCUGCCGUUGGAGAUUUUUGAGCUGAUACUGAUUUUUAGCAUAAACAUCGAACCUCAGUAUCUCCUGGUGUGUCGUAGCUGGUACAAAAUAUGCGUGCCACUCCUGUAUGCCUCGCCAAAGCUCCAAAGCCGCAAUUUCGGUCACUUUGUCGACACAGUGAUCAACAAUCGGAAAAAGCGUUUGGGCGAAAAUGUGAUGGACCUGGAUCUCUCAAAUAUCAUUCAGAGUGGGAAAAACUCAUACGUUUCGAAGCUACUCCGACGCUGUAGUCCUAUAUUACGGCGCUUCACGGCCCCGCAAACAAGCUUCGGUUAUGCCCCCUUAAUAAGCCUGAAAUCCUGCCACCAACUACAGUACCUUGAUCUGGGGCUAGUCUCAGAGACGGUGCAGUUGGGUGAGCUUUUCAGCGCUAUCAAAGGGUUUGCAAACCUGACACACUUAUCGUUCCCCAGAAGUUCCAUUGACUGCGCUGGGUUUCGGGAAUAUGAAUGGCCACCUAAUCUGCGAUAUCUCAAGCUAAGUGGGGGUAUCACCAAUGAAUUUGUGAGAGAGAGCAGGUUUCCGAGAAGCAUCAGAACAUUAGAGUUUUCCUUUUGUCCUCAGAUAAACGAGCAUGCGGUAUACACAGUUCUCGCGAGAAUUGGAGACAUUCUCAAGCAUCUGUACUUCCACUAUCCCAUGCCUACUCUGCACGGCAGUUCGCUGGAUUUCGUAUUUCGAUAUUGUCCCAACUUGAUAACUCUCCAGCUGACCGUGGACUACUGCUCCAAAUGGGCUUUUUCUGAAAACAUACUCACACCUUCAUCCACGCCACGGCCUUUGCGCACGCUGCUCUUAGAAUGUAGUGGUAAUCUGGGUCAAGCUUUCAAGGUUCAUCCGGACGAUAUAACUAUCGCGUUGGCAGAAGACCGGCUGCCGAGUCUCAAAACCGUGCGGGUGUCUUCCAAACUCGGUUGGGAUAUGAAAAGCUCAGACGUCAGUGACCUUAUUUCGUGUUUGGAGGAUCAAGGUGGCAGUUUGUACAUAAGUUAUUGA